Molecule: messenger RNA, 1119 nt
Organism: Lasiodiplodia theobromae
Lineage: Eukaryota; Fungi; Ascomycota; Dothideomycetes; Botryosphaeriales; Botryosphaeriaceae
Exons: 2
Coding region: 1-1119 (372 amino acids)
Source: RefSeq, a predicted model, not a curated record
AUGAAGUCCUACGCUUUUGGCCUCUGCGCCACCCUUGCUCUCUCCGCGCCUUCCGCAGCCUUCCUGAUUCCCUCGACCGUCGACGGCAUCCUCCCCAACCGCGAGUUCAACCUCGUCGACACAUCGUCGCAGCUGCUGACUCUCGACUGCCCCGGCUGCCCGUUUGCCGGCUCAUCCGACGAGGACCUGGUGUGGGUGCAGGGGAUUGAGAACUCGCUGCUGCUGAACUUCUCCGUCGUCGACAGCCACAAGGUCGAACUGAAUGGCGUUCCUCUCUACCCGCCUGCGUUCGACACUAUUCCUCAGCCGAUUCCUGUCUACCAGGUUCGGGCCGACAUCCCGCUGACUGACAUCCGCGCCAACAUUGGAAAGUACACCGACAGGCCGCUCCGCAUUUCAGCCUAUGCCCUGGAGAUCGAUCCUUCCGUUACCGGCUCGGAUGGCGAUGAACUCGUCCCCAUGACCCUGCAGCUUUCGUCCCUGGAGGCCCACCACAUCGGCGUCCCGGCUCUCUCGGUCAAGCUGCUCAAGCACCCCGAGGGCGAAAUCUCCAUCAUGCCCAUCACCGUCGCGGCUCCCAUCCACGGAAGCAGGCCGCAGCAGGAUGACAAGGAGUGCCAGGGCUGGCCCGUGCUGUGCAAGUGGCGUGCAAUGAUUUCCGACCGCAUCCAGAGCAUGAAGGGUGGUUUGGACAAGGUCAAGGGCGGCUGCAUGAAGGGCCGUCCCAACGGCGCUGCCGCCGCCGCCAGGCCCGAGGCCGACCAGGAGGAGCGCCCUCACCACCACCACCGCCCCCACCACGGCCCUCACGGCAUCAUGCGCCACCACCGCAGCAGCCCUCUGGCCCGUUUCUUCGCCACCAUCGGCCGCAUCAUGAUCCCCAUCGCCAUCGGCAUCUCCAUUGGCGCCUUUACCUACGCUCUGGGCUGGAUGCUGGGCUGCAUCAUCGCUUACACGUACGUCAAGCUCCAGCAGAGGCGUGGCAGAGGCUACACCGCUGUCGCCGCUGAUGAGGAGGAUGCUUUGACCAAGGAGGGCAUUCCCGCCGAGGCUCCCCCGGUCUACACCGAAAAGGAGGUCGUUGCUGAGGACGAGGGCAUCGAGGACCGCCAGCUGUAA